UCCAAAACAGAUCGGCAGGCAGCUGUAGAACAGUCAAAUAAAUUUUUACCCCGAACACAUUGUUUUUUUUUUCAUGCGAGAACAAGAGUUUUAAAAAUUUAUCAUUUACGAUUUGGGACCCGCAAAAUUUACGUGAAUGUUGAGGACCAUCCAGACCAGUGCUGGCCAACCGGUGCGCUGUCUGGCCACCUUCGGCUCCAGAUUCACGUACCAGAGCCAACCGAUGUCGCAGCUCCGCGUGGAGAACCACUACCAGGUGCUGAACGUGCCCGUGGGCUCCAAUGACCGGGAGAUCAAGCUUGCCUUCAUCGAAUUGUCGAAGAAGUACCAUCCGGAUGCGAAUACCCAGACCAGCGACUCGGAAGUCUUCAUGAAGAUCUGCGAGGCUUAUCAGACGCUCCAUCGGCAAAAUUCCAGGCAGAUCUACGACUCCAGACUCCGGAUGCAGAACCAAAACAAGUCGCCUCCGGAAUCAACGUUUACCGGAAGACGGGUGUAUACGGUUUGGUCACAGUACCAGUCCGCCGUCCGGAGCAAGCAGAUGGGAAGGGGUUCCCGGCGAUUUGGGGGCGAAAAGCCCAUCAUCUUCAAGGGAAAAAUGGUCAACAAAUGGCUACCCAUGCCAACGACGUUGGUUGAGCUCAAGCGGGUGGGGUUCAGGUUAUCGUGGCAUGAUGAAUACUCCUUUCCCAAUAGUCCUUUCUUCUACCUAUACAUAGCCGGAUUCUGCUUGGUGGGUGGACUGGUUCUAAUGGACGUGAUCGGUAGAUUCCAAAAGCAAUCAUCCGUGGAGAAGAACAUCGAAAUCUUGCUUAGCGAAAAGGAUCUGGAGACCUCAGCAACAACACAUCCAAUCCAUCCAUCUGCAUAAUUUUACUACCUCAUCCAUAUGCAUAGAUCAUUGCCUUUGUUGAACUCCCUGGUCUCGUUUGAAAGAAAAAUGUAUAAAUCUGUUCGUUAAU
Drosophila erecta is the source of this 962-nucleotide messenger RNA. RefSeq names its product chaperone protein DnaJ. Gene Ontology annotation, cellular component: endoplasmic reticulum. Gene Ontology annotation, molecular function: protein-folding chaperone binding; misfolded protein binding. NCBI's taxonomy places the organism in Eukaryota, Metazoa, Arthropoda, Insecta, Diptera, Drosophilidae. The coding region runs from base 137 to 871 and encodes 244 amino acids. The record is from RefSeq and is a predicted model, not a curated record. The transcript has a single exon.